This is a messenger RNA of Brassica rapa (field mustard), 5127 nucleotides long. RefSeq names its product F-box protein At1g69090-like. Gene Ontology annotation, molecular function: protein binding. NCBI's taxonomy places the organism in Eukaryota, Viridiplantae, Streptophyta, Magnoliopsida, Brassicales, Brassicaceae. The record is from RefSeq and is a predicted model, not a curated record.
UUUUUUUUUUUUGAAAUUUUCUUUUUAUAAUUUAAAAAUACUUUUUGAAACUAUUUUUAAAAUUUUUAUUUUUUAUUUUAAUAUUUAUUUUUUAUAAAAUUUUAAACCAUAAUUCCAAAAUCCCACAUGUUAACUCUAAACCCUAAAGUUUGGAUUAAUUAAUCCAAGGGUAUAAGUGUAUAUUUACCUUUUUAAUAAAACCUAUUUUUGCGACUUUGAGUCUUGAGUGCUACUUUGGGAACAAAAACUUGGUUUGGUGCUAUCCUAGUCUUUUUCUCUUAAAAAAAUUAAAAUUUUACAAGCAUCCCUAGAUCAAUGUACUAAAGUGAAAUAAAAUCAAAAUAUCCUCAUUUUUCUUUGGAUUUAAUAAUAUUUAUUAACUUAACUAAAAAUGUUUAGUCUUCAGCAUUGGAGUUAGAUAAAGCAAGAGCUAAAUAUGACUUUGUCACCGAUUCCGCUUUAACAUUAGACAAACGAGGAAUAAUCAAAUGAACAUAACUGAAAUGUUAUACUGAAAUAGAGGAUAUCAAAAUACGAUGCCACUGACUCAGAACAAAAAUCCUCAUAUUUUAUUAUGAAUAUUUUCUUAUAUUCCAUAAAAUUGUAAUGCUCAGGUUUCAUUCUUAGAAUAUGAUAAUUAAAAUUACACUUUUCAAAUGCAUGCUUUUAAAUAUAAAAAUGUAGAUUAAAAUUAUAUUUUCAUGAAACAAAAGUUCUGCAAAUUCAUUAGAUUUUAAGAAAGCUAUACAUUUAGAAAUAUUCAUUAACAUUAAUGAUAUAUUUACGUUUUAGUGACUAACCCGCCCGUAGUUUUAUAUAUAGCAGAAUUUUAUAAGUAAAUAUAUUGCUAUGUUUAAAUAAUUUAGACUUCUUAUUUUAGUAAAUUUUAUACGUGGUUUACGAAUUUUAACCAGUUUUAAUGGUGAAUGAUAUUAUAAAUGAUUUUUUUUUAAAAAGUGAAUUUCUGAAUUUAAUGUAUUUUUUUAUGUUUGAUUCAUAUAGUACAUUUAUGAGAAAAUAUGGAGAAAUACACUUACAUGAGAUAUUAAUUUCUUUUGAAAAAUACACUUUUGUAUAUAUGAAUUUACCAAAUUUUCAUAUAUGAAUAUUUAAUAUUAUCAUCAAAUUUUUAUCAUCAUAAUUUAUUUUAUGUUUAUACAGUUUCAAAAUAAUAAGAUAUUAAAAAAAACAAAUCUUAAUAAUACCUACAGAUAUAUAUAUAUAUAUAUAUAUAUAUAUAUACCUUUUUGAAAAAAUUAAAAAAGAAAACAAACCUGCGUCUUCUUCAUGAUCAUUCAUCAGCCAUUUUUGCAAAAUAUUUUUCACUUUUUAAAUUCCAUAGUUUCUUUUUCUAUCAUUCACAAAUUUUUUAUUCUUUAUCCAUACUUUAAGUGUAGUUUAAAUUUCUAAGUUUACAUAGUCUCUUACCCUUCAAAUGUAUGUUUGAUCUCUGUAACUUUAUCAUCUCGCUUUUGAUAGUUCUCUUAAGAUUAUGAAUCAAAAUUUAGUUUUUUUUAUGACUUUAAAAUCAGAUUUAGGUUUCUAAUUUUGCUUGUGUUUUUUUCUAAAAAUAGUUUGAUUUUUUGUUUUUGUUUUGUAAAGAAAAAGCAUGCUGCAUAGAUCUGAAAAUUUUGGAGCUUGGAAUGAAUAAGUAAAAGACAUUAAUUUUUAUAGAGAAUGAGAAAUCGGGCGAUUUAUUUAUAUAAAAUAAAAAAAUAAAAGUGUACAAGAUAAACUUCAUGAUAAAAUCACAAACAUCAUAAUUUAUUUAUUUUAUAAUAAUAAUGUUAUUUUAAAAUUCUUAAUACUAAAAUAAUAUAUUUAUCUCAAACUCAGUUUUAUUCCUAACAUAAAUGAUAAUAAUAUAAUAUUGAUAUUAUUCAUAUUUCGAAUUUGUGUUUUAUUUAUUCAAAUAAAAAAUAUGGAUAAAAUUUCUUUUUACAUUUGAUAAAGUGUAGUAUUAAAAAAAUAAAUUAUAAUUUACAAAUUUCAAACUAUUAAUAGAGUAUUUUCAAAUUGUCCCUACAUUUAUUUAAAUAAAAUAUAGACUAUACUUAUAAAGUUUAUGAAAAUGGGAUACAAAAUAUUUAAAAAUUUUGUAAAUUUUUUAAUAUUUUUUUAUCAACAGAUUUUUUUAUAAUUAAAAAUAAAAUAAAACAGUUUAUAGGUGAAGUUGUUUAUAUAUAUAUAUAUAUAUAUAUAUAUUAUAUAAGAUGUGAUAUCUUAAUGAUGCCAAAAUUUUAAUUAGAAUUAAAUGAAAUAUGAAUUUAUUAGAGAUGGUCCAAUUUUAAAACAAAAAUCACACUUGAAUAGAAAUUAUGAUUUAUAUUUUAAUAAAAUAAAUAUCAUUUAAAAAAAGAAGGAGAUUCUUGUCCUUUUUAGAUUGUAGAUGAUCUGCACCAUAAUGAUCAUCUAUAUUCAUCAUAUGUUCUACAUAUUCUGCUGUUUAAAUAAUUUUUUUUACUAUAUAUAUAUCUUAUAGACAUGAAUCAAAUUAAGGUUUUUGAUAGAGUGAAAACUAAAAAUCUAAUAUUUUCUCCCAAACCGAAGGCUUAGCCGUCAAGAUUUUUGUGAGAUGGCUUCACCACCGUUGUUAGCCUUAGCCCAAUCUCCUCCUCGUUGCUGGUCCGAGCUUCCUCUAGAUCUGAUGCAACUGAUUUUCGAACGCCUUAGCUUUACUGAUUUCGAAAGAGCUAAAUUGGUUUGUUCAUCUUGGCAAACUGGUUCAAGACAAUCUAAGCCAAACAAUAAGAUCCCUUGGAUGAUUUUACUCCCCGAGGAAAAGAGUUACUGUCUCUUGUUCAAUCCUGAAGAUAGAGAAGAAAAGCUCUACAAAACUGGCGACUACUUUUCAAAUAAUAUUUAUUGUAUGGCGACUUGUAGAAGCUGGCUUUUGAUGGAUCCUAGUUAUGAAAACAAGGAACACCCUGUUUAUAUUUUUAAUCUCUUAACCCGCGAGAGGAUCAAUCUACCUCUUACUACACCAGAACGACUUUACUCCGCCAUAUUGUGGAUAGACGAUAAAACCAAAGAUUACCUUGUUAUAGGAAAAACUCUGGCUUAUGUAAAGAAAGGUUAUAACUCGUGGAAACAAAUCUCGAAUGGUAUCCAAAACCAAGAAGACAUGGUAUUCAAAGAUCACAAGCUCUAUUUUCUCACCAAUGAUGAACUCCAUAUUUUCGACUUUUCUGGUGAAUUUCCGCUACAACUUUCCAGAGCUAGCCUAGGAGGAGGGGGACGCGUGGAUAAAAUAUUUAGCUUCAGGAUGAGAUUCCCUGGAGUUCCAUGGUAUGUCCAAAAGGUUCGCAAGAAGAAAAAUGUGGUUCUCACUGUACGAGGAGAUGUCUUAAUUGUUAAGAGCAAAAAUCCUGCUAUGUCCGAGACAUGGACCUUUAAAAUCUUCAAAAUGGAUUCAUCAUCAAAGGGCUUGGAGGAAAUUUAUUCGUUGGGAGAUGAGGCGAUUAUUUUGGAUUUGGGUAUUACAGUGCUUGCUAAGGACCAGGAAGGCGUCAUUAGUAACUCUAUUUACUUCACUGAUGAAGAGAUACAUUGGUACGCCACUGAAAUCUUUGUAUUCAAUCUGGAUACCAAAAAGGUUGAACAACUACCACCACUAGUUUCUUCAUGUGCUUCAUUCUCUAGAGCUCGUUGGUUCUUACCAAGUUUCAGGAUUGAUUGAUGAUCCCUAUCUAUAGGUGUUUCUCUUGGUUGCUUUACUAAUAACUAGCAUAUAAUUUCUGGAAGUGAUUUUAUUUUGGGAAAAUUGCCAAAAGAGAACAAAAAAAUCAGGUUGUUGUCCCUUUAGUAUAAAACUAAUUUUGUCUAGUUUUUCUCUUUUUUAGCCUUUGUAUUUCUGAAAACUAAUGAAAUAAAUAAUUUUAUGAAUCAAAAAAAUUAUUAAAAAUAUAAACAAUUAAUAAAACAUCCAUAUACACAAGCUGGUAAUUUUCUUUUGCUCAAAAACUUGGUAAAUAAGAUUAUUAAAAUACGUUCUACUAAAAGUAGAAUGCGUCUUCUAUGAAAAAUGGUAUAGUAGAAAACGAUUUCUAAAAUAAACACGUUCAUCUACUUCUUUUAGAACGUUCAUUUUACUAUUUACUAAAUUUCUAAAAAAGAGGAAUGCACAUUCUACUAAUCGUAAAAGUAUCCACUUUCCUUCCAAAUGCAUCUUCUACUUUUAUAAAGUAUUCUAAAUUUCGAGGAAUGUGUUUUCUACAAUGUAAUCUUACGUCUACUCAAAGUAGAAAGUGUAUUCAGAAUUUUUAUCAUUCUUCUAAACUUUUAGAAGUCGCCUUCUACGGAUAAGAAUACUUGGAUUUUUGCGAAAAUUAAUGAAAUUUCAGUUAAGAAAAUAUUCUAAAAAUCUCUUAGAAAUAUUUUAACUUUCUAAAACGUGUUACGGUCGAUUUUACUUGAAAAAUUUAAAAAAAAACGAUUAUUCCUUCUCUUCUUCAUCAAUCUAUGGUUUUUCCAUAGUUUUUCUUUUGAUUCUUCUCACAAACUCUUGUUCUCUAUGAUGCAUAUCUAUACCUCUUUUUUUUUCGAUUGCCUUUCAACUGUUUUUUACCUUUUUUCCAUUAACUUUUUUUUUUAAAAUUCAAAUUAACUUUUAAAUUGUGUUUAAUUAGAUUAAAUAUAGGGGUAGUUUUGGGAUUAUGAGAAAAAAUAUACUAUUGAGACAACUUUAUGUUGGUUUUAUACUAAAGGGACAACAACCUUGUUUUUUUGUUCUCUUUUAGCAAUUUUCCCUUUUAUUUUUAAGUAUAAAAAAAUAUUAAUAACUGUUCUUAUAUGAAAAAUUAACAAAUGUUUUUGAAUAAUUCAAGUGGAACCUAACGAAAUAAAAAAACAUAUUGAUGAACAAGUGAUUUUCCAUUUGAAAAAAUCAUGGUGAGAAAGUUUUAGGUGAGACUGACAAGUAGAAAAUUGAUCGAACAGUUGGUACUUUUAAGCGUUUUUCUUUGUUUUAUUUCUCAGACUUAUGUUUACUAUUUUCUACGAUUAUUUCAGUUAUUGGAUUUAUGGAUUUAUUUUGUAUUUAUAUGAAAAUCGACUUUCAGACCUUUUUAGAGAUUUUGAGAUAUAAGUUGUUGAUUAGUAACACGCCGGUCUCGAGUGUUGAUGAGA